Molecule: messenger RNA, 1090 nt
Organism: Pyrus x bretschneideri (Chinese white pear)
Lineage: Eukaryota; Viridiplantae; Streptophyta; Magnoliopsida; Rosales; Rosaceae
Exons: 6
Coding region: 169-816 (215 amino acids)
Source: RefSeq, a predicted model, not a curated record
UAGUCGUUGAUCUUUUAAGAGGUGGGACCCUGCAAAGACAAAAUUACUGUAUCAGACAUGAGGUUGGAGGGAAGCGCUGAAUACCAGUCAUCUGCAAUCCAUUAACGGUAAUCCUUGAGUUACAUUCUGCUGCUCCCUCCCUCUCUCUCUAUACCGGAAAAUUGCAGGAUGGCAUCUCUCCCACUUGGAAAUACUCCAAGUUGUACUUUAGCAUGUGAAAGAAGACCAAUUUCUCUUCUGGGUAUUUCGGCUCUGCCAUUGAUGCAAUUGAAGGUCAGAGCUUUUCAUGGUUUGGUGAGAGGAAAAGUCGUGAUUCACAGCUUAUAUAGAAAUGAAACAUCCCUUUUAUGUGGAGAAGGAUCCAAUAGCAUCAACCACAUAAUUCCAAAAAAGGCGAUCUUAACCAUUCCCAGAUGUAGCAGUUCCUCGGACUCUAAUGGAAGCGAAGAUGACUCCUCUGAUCAGGCCAAGAAGAAACCAUUUGGAUACUCAAGAAAGGAUGUUUUAUUGAUUGGAGUAGGAGUAACUGCUAUCGGGAUCGGCUUGAAAAGUGGAUUAGAGUUUGCUGGAGUUGAUCCUUUACAAGCAGGAAACGUCGUUCAGCUGGUGCUGGUGUUGGGCCUGACUAUUGGAUGGAUUUCCACUUACAUUUUUCGUGUUUCAAAUAAGGAAAUGACGUACGCACAACAAAUACGCGAUUAUGAAAGCAAAGUCAUGGAGAAAAGGUUAGAAGGCCUAACAGAAGCAGAGUUAGAAGCAUUGCUUGAACAAGUUGAGGAAGAGAAGAGGCGCCUCGGCGAGCAGCAGGUCAAGUAAAAAGGUUCUAUACACCUUUGAUCAUAAUUUAAAGCCUUCAUGAAAUGACUCUCUGUGUAUAUAUACUCAGAUAAAACACAACAGGCAAAGUGAUAGAUUCCUUUUGUACUUUACAUUCCCAGUAGUAGUAGUUCGUCGGCCUCUAAUGGCAGCGAGGAUGACUCCUCUGUAAUUUAAGUCAUGUAUGUUUGUGAGGUUUCCCUUCGCUUUUCGUUGACUCGGGAUUUCGGUGCAAGGUAACUCUUAACCGACUAAGUUAUAAGUUUCAUACAAA